Molecule: messenger RNA, 593 nt
Organism: Neoarius graeffei (lesser salmon catfish)
Lineage: Eukaryota; Metazoa; Chordata; Actinopteri; Siluriformes; Ariidae
Gene: acbd7
Product: acyl-CoA binding domain containing 7
Exons: 4
Coding region: 104-367 (87 amino acids)
Biological process (GO): fatty acid metabolic process
Molecular function (GO): fatty-acyl-CoA binding
Source: RefSeq, a predicted model, not a curated record
CUUGCGCAUUCAGGCUCGCGACGGUUCAGCGCGAGAGUGUUUGUUAUUAUUCAUCAGCAGUUGUGCGCGCGCUCGGAGCAACAAACACACCUGACCUGACAAAAUGCUGCAGGCAGAGUUUGAGAAGAUUGCAACGGAUGUAAAGCAGAUAAAGAGCAGGCCUUCUGACCAGGAGCUGCUGGAUCUGUAUGGCCUCUACAAGCAGGCUGUUGUUGGGGACGUUAACAUCGAUGCACCUGGAACGUUUGAUAUGAAAGGAAAAGCAAAAUGGGAUGCUUGGAAUUCCAGGAAAGGCAUGUCCACAGAAGAUGCCAUGACUGCCUACAUCACCCUGGCCAAGGAAGUCAUCAAUAAAUAUGGAAUGUGAUGAAUUUUUAUCACUGGAAUAGAUUUGCAUGUGAGCCCAGACAUAGUGAUGUGAUGCUUGAACAGAUGGAUUAAAUCUCUUUAACUGUUGUUGUUUAUAUUACACUGAUGGGAUGUUUAAUGUUUCGGAUUUUUAACAGUGUAAUACUAAUACUGUAGUUGCAUUAAAUGUGAAGGAUAAAAUGAUUUGUUUUGCAUACAUUAUAAAAUAAUACGUACAUUAAAAA